CCUCUUUUUCACACACAUCGACUUCAUUCAGUUUGACAUUUACCAUUGACAUUGCCGGUUCAAAAAAAGUUGUUUCUUCUCGAAAUCCUUUAAUUUCUCAAUAAAAAUUGACUUUUUCUUGUGAAAAUAUUUUUUAAAUUUAAUCUUUUUCAUCAUGUCAACAUACAAGCUCACUUACUUCAAUUUCCCAGCACUUGGUGAGCCAAUCAGGUUCUUGUUGAGCUACGGUGGUGUUGAGUUUGAAGACAAUCGCAUUGAGUGGUCGAAUUGGCAUCAAAUUAAAGGCACUACACCCCUCGGACAAGUCCCAAUCCUAGAAGUUGAUGGACAAGUUUUUUAUCAAACAAUUCCAAUUUGUCGCUUUUUGGGAUCAAAAUUCAAUCUUUUGGGUGACAAUGAGAUGGAAAACUACCAAAUUGACAAUGUUGUGCAAACAAUUACUGACCUACGAAUGAAAAUCGAAAUGGUAAAUUUUGACAAAUUCUCACCGCCAAAUGUCAUCGAAGAAAAGCGCGCUCAACUAAAAUCGGAAUCAAUUCCAUUUUUCUUAAAGAACCUCGAAGACAUUGCAUCGAAAAAUGAUGGAUUUUUGGCAGUUAAGAAGCUGUCGUGGGGUGAUUUGUACUUUGCAGCCAUGAUUGACUACAUGAACUGGAUGAUGAAGGGAAAUUUGCUUGAAGAUUUUGAGAAUUUAAAGAAGGUUUACGGGAAUGUGAUGGAAAUUGAUGGAAUUAAGAGUUAUGUUGAGAAAAGACCGAAGCCACAAAUGGGAUGAAAAAAAUGUUUGAAAUUCGUAAAAAUGAUUUUUGAAUAAAAAAAGUCAAAUUCUUUGCAAUUGACUCGAGAUUGUUUAUACUUUCUCGACUUGAGCUUCAAAUU
Messenger RNA from Chironomus riparius, 879 nucleotides. Lineage: Eukaryota; Metazoa; Arthropoda; Insecta; Diptera; Chironomidae. The record is from the annotation of a GenBank genome assembly.